AUGGCUCUUAACGUUAUUUUUCUUUGCCUAGACCAUGACAAAAUGUUUAAGAUGAGCGAAAAGAUCUUACUCCUGUGCGUCGGGGAGGCUGGAGACACUGUGCAGUUUGCAGAAUACAUCCAGAAAAACGUUCAGCUCUACAAAAUGAGAAAUGGUUAUGAAUUGUCUCCUACUGCAGCUGCAAACUUUACACGACGAAACCUGGCUGACUACCUUCGGAGUCGAACCCCUUACCACGUCAACCUGCUCCUGGCUGGCUACGACGACCACGACGGCCCGGCCCUGUACUACAUGGAUUACCUCGCGGCGCUGGCGAAAGCUCCGUUUGCAGCACAUGGCUACGGCGCGUUCCUCACCCUCAGCAUCCUGGACCGCUACUACAAGCCGGGUAUCACACGUGAGGAAGCUAUGGAGCUCCUAAAAAAAUGUCUAGAGGAGCUUCAGAAGCGGUUCAUCCUAAAUCUGGCUUCUUUCAACGCCCGGUUCAUUGACAAGGAUGGCAUCCACGAAGUGAAAAAUAUACCCCUUGCAAAAGCGGCGUCCUAACCCCCGAGAUCUUUCUUCAGCAGUCUUGUUUUUGUUCACUUUUGGUUUUUUCUAUUCGUUUGAAGCACGCGAGUCAUGUACUGCACUGGGAGAUUGAAUAAAGAUUGACAUUUAUAUAGCCAA
Messenger RNA from Apaloderma vittatum (bar-tailed trogon), 669 nucleotides. It is a transcript of the gene PSMB2, whose product is annotated as proteasome (prosome, macropain) subunit, beta type, 2. The transcript is spliced from 5 exons. The record is from RefSeq and is a predicted model, not a curated record. NCBI's taxonomy places the organism in Eukaryota, Metazoa, Chordata, Aves, Trogoniformes, Trogonidae. Gene Ontology annotation, molecular function: peptidase activity. Bases 1 to 546 code for a protein of 181 amino acids. Gene Ontology annotation, biological process: proteasomal protein catabolic process. Gene Ontology annotation, cellular component: proteasome core complex; nucleus; cytosol.